Molecule: messenger RNA, 1075 nt
Organism: Botrytis cinerea B05.10
Lineage: Eukaryota; Fungi; Ascomycota; Leotiomycetes; Helotiales; Sclerotiniaceae
Exons: 2
Coding region: 263-889 (208 amino acids)
Source: RefSeq, a predicted model, not a curated record
GGGCCAAAAUCUGGUGUAACAUAUAUUUGUACAUUGGGUCAACUAAUGUUCGGCGAAUCCGUCCCAGCAUCUUGGACUGUACUGGCCGGUGUGAACCUAACUACUAACGCUGUGUCGAAACUUAUAAAUGUUUGUGUCAUUGCUGAGGAAUACGAUGACGAACAACAACGAAUAAUUGAAUUCCCCCUCUUCAUUAUUUUGAAUUUUAAUCCUGUGCAUAUAAUUUCUUUUCUUCCUUUACGCCGCUAUAGACUCAGCAAACAUGUCACGAGCACACAAGCGUAGCGCCUCCAUAGAUUCAACAAUCAUCCCACGAAUACACAAGCCUAGCACCGCUCUAGUCGAAAAAAUUUCUUACGAAGACCAUGAUUCAUUUCUGCUUCCCAUCUAUACUUAUUUCGCAGAAUACAAAGAUCAUCGAGACAAACUUCGCAUGAGACAAAUUUAUUGGAUUCCAACGAUUCGUGGUGAGUCGCAAGGCAAUGGAGUAGUAUUUCUAAGCAUGAAAUACAAAGAAAUGGCCGAUGGAAAGCCGUUUCCCAAACCAAAGGAAGGGUUGAGACCAAUGUUUCAUAUCCAGUCAAGAAAUCGAGGACGACUUUUCGAGUUGAUAGAGAAACUAUAUGAUGGCAAAAGCGACGGGAACGAAAAUGAUGAAGACCAUCAGGUCAGAACAAAUCAUUUGGCUUUUCUUGAUCUUCUGAAGGAACACAAUGUAAUCAAGGAUAGUUAUGAAACCUCAAAAACUUACUUUCAGAAAGAAUUUGAAAAAGAGUGUAAAAAUAUGCGCGAGACAGUGAGGAAUAUCAAAGCCGCACAGCCAAAAGCUAUCAGUCCGAAUCAGAAAAAAGAGAGGAAACCACACCUUGUGCCCCGUGGUAAACUUUAGGAGAGAUGUGAUAGUGUGUGAAGAAGACAAAACCCCUUGAUUUAGAGGAUGUUAUAUGAUAGGACGACCCGGGUAGGAAACAAAGUGCUGAAACGUGGGAAGCACAAGUUCAGAGAAAUGCUUGUGAUCGUGUUUCCACUAGCUGCUUCAAGUGGAUAUUGUGAGAGAGCACCCAAAUAGUUUUCA